Messenger RNA from Schizophyllum commune H4-8, 1872 nucleotides. RefSeq lists its product as uncharacterized. The record is from RefSeq and is a predicted model, not a curated record. Lineage: Eukaryota; Fungi; Basidiomycota; Agaricomycetes; Agaricales; Schizophyllaceae. The transcript has 3 exons. The coding region runs from base 1 to 1746 and encodes 581 amino acids.
AUGGCAGACAUCUCCUUGAUUAACGCCUUGACUGACCCCAUCGACGAUUGUAGCUCAAGCUAUGCGGUGGCGACCGUGAAAUAUCAGCUCCAGUCGCUGCUGCAGUCUGGUGGAGUCUCUUUCGAGUUCUUGAACAGGAAUCCGUUUCUGCUGGGAAACGAACACUCGACCUUGGCCACCCCGACUGUCCGCAGGGCGAUCAGCUACCUCGAAGCACUCGGCAACAUUCUCAUCCCUCACUUUGACCUCGGGAGCGCGCCACUGAAACCGCUGAUGGUGCCACAUAUUCGUGCGAUCUGGGAACACCUCAUCGAAUGGCUCGAUUAUCUGCACCCCAAGCGUCACGUCGGUACUACGCGAAUGGCCAAUGUCCCGAUCUCCGCCGUCGCCUGCGCCCUUCACGGCCUAAUGUCCCUCAAGAACGAGCUGUUCGACCUCUUCCAGCAAACACCACUCGUCUACCAGCUGACGUUCGACCUAUGGGUGAAGAUCGAUCAAUACUGCAAGUACCCGCGUGCGCUCGACACGGAGAAGCGUCUUCAGACGCUGCUCAUGGCGAUCAGACCAGCUCUUCUCGCCCCGGGCGUGACCAAACCUGAAUAUGGAAAGCCUGAAUGUCUCGACCCCCUCGCCCAGAAGAUGGCCUUCGCAACGACGGGAAACCGACCGCGGAAAUUCUAUCGUCGUGCCAUUCAUCUCAUCGCUACCUUGGAAAGGGCCAAUCCGCCGAACACUCUGCUCAGCGGGCAAGCUGAUACGACGAUUGGCUCCGCGACGAACAACCAAAUGUCGCUGCUGGCAAUCAUGAUUGGCACGCUGCUGCCUACGCCCUACUUCGCUCGCGACGUCGUUCUGACCAUGGUGGAUACCUUGCGCCGCCUGAUGGCGCGCCCGAGAGCAUUGGAAUGCGCAGAGUUGGCCGCGCACGUACUGUGGGCGAUGUGGCGCACCGCUGGCGAUCGCCGGUCUCUCAUGUGGGCGCUAAAGGCCAAAGUCUUCGAUCUGCUCGUCGUGCUCGUCCACAGAGAUCCAGAAAAUCGGUCGCUGAGGAUAGUGUGUGAUUGGCUCAUGGUGCAGGGUAUGUAUAUCAGGGUCCUGAGGGCGCUCAUACCCCGCGGCUUCACGACAGUGAGCACGGUCCCCGAAAUAUCGGCAUGGUCCCAGAUGCGGAAUCUCAUCAUGUGGGACUCAUUCGAUGUGUUGUGCUCUGCUCGCAAGUGUCGCAAACGAAAGGCCUCCGUACGCCGCUGCGUGUGCCUAUGCACUCAGUACUGCUCGAAAGAGUGCCAGGAGGCCGAUUGGCCUCGGCAUCGACCGCGCUGCAAGUCAAUUCGCGCGGUCAACAAUGAUGACGCGCUUCUCAAGAUUGGGCCCGAGAUCACACCACUCGACAUUCGCUUUCAGGUGCUCUGUUCUCGCUCAAUCAUCCGCGAUCACGCACCUGCCAUCGUCAAAUGGAUCCUUGACCGAAAAGACAGAAACUCGUAUGAUUUCGUUGUCACAAUCGACUGCGUUGCAUUACCACCCCAGCCCAAGUAUUCGCUUCGCAAGAAAGGCAAACGUGUGGCUAGGAUGAUUGUCUUGGCGGAGGUACCGGGCAUAGCCCAUGAUUUUCACAAGAAGCCACAUACGCUCGUCGCGUGUCCGGGCGUACCGCUGCGAUGGCCACUAGACGGAUACGUGCCGACAGACGAUGGAUGGAUGAAUCCUGCCGGAGAUUGGAGAAGCGACGCAUGGGAGGAUUGAGCGACCUUCUGCGAAUUACAUUAUUAUUCCUCGCACUUGAGUUUGGCCUACUUAGCUGGCUCGAGUCCUAUCUUAGACAUCUAAUGUCGCACUGGACAUGGUAAUUUCACACACAUUUGUUAGGGC